This is a messenger RNA of Spirodela intermedia, 938 nucleotides long. Lineage: Eukaryota; Viridiplantae; Streptophyta; Magnoliopsida; Alismatales; Araceae. The record is from the annotation of a GenBank genome assembly.
AUGGCGCCAAAAUUUGACGUGACUCAGUCAUUGUAUAUUAAAUCACGGAAAUUUAAAAUUUAUAAAACUAGAAAAUACGAUUUUUUAGAUAUUUAGAAGUAUUUCUGAACAAAUGUAUCAAUUAUAAUUCAAUAAAACUUCCAAAAAUAGCAGUAAUUUUUCAAGUCGAUCAUAGGGAUGUAAUAUAAUAUUUGGUAAUUAUUCAGACUUGUUUCUCAAUGAAUAUGAUUUUCUAUGAAUUUUAUACUAGGAAAUGAAAAGGAAAUAUAUUUAAAAUUCACAAAAAAAGGAAACAAGGGUGCAGGCGUCAGGAUGAUGUCAGUGCCCGGCGAACGUGAAUUUGGCGGAAAUAGAGUUCCGCCUAGCGAUUCUUACCUAAGCGAUUAAAGAUGAUUUAAUUGAUCAAAUUAAGAUCUGUAAAAGACGGAAGAAUCGUAAUAAAAUGAAGUAUAUGUUGGCAAAUUUAAAAUCAACAAAUUAUCACUAAAUGAAACAGAAAUUAAGUUGAAAGCAGGAAAACAGAGUUCCGACGUCGCGGCGGCGAUGCAUCAGCGAUGUACAAGAAUUCUGAGUGUUCGGGAGGAUCGUCGUGCAGUGUCCACGGCCUCGAAGGCUCUCCUUGGACAAAGACGACGUGGGCAAUCUCUAGAUCUUCUCACGAAGUCUAGAGAUUAAUAAAAUGGGUCGUCGAAUCGUCUCCGGCGGCUGUCACCCGGCGGAGCGGAAAAACGGCGACUUUGCGGCUCUCCGGCGGCUGUCACCCGACAGAGAAGAGCUGGAUGAAGAUGGGGCGCGUGUCAGGGAGCUUCAUUCUUAGGUCCACGCAGCAAGAGGAGGCUCUUCAUCGCAUCUGGUACGCUCUUAGGAGGUGGCAAGUUGUCUCCCGGCGGAUUGUCCUCUUCCCGACGACAGCUUGUUCGUCGAUCAAUCGGAGAUGA